AUGAGUAGGCUCACACAGACGCCGCCCAUUAUCAAUCUCAACCCUUCACAUCCCGGGCCAGUACGCGUGCAUCUCGACGAGCCAUUUCUCCAUCGACAGCGUUCAAAGAAAGCAAGACAUGCCAUACACAUACUCGGUUUAUUUGGACGUUUGGAACUGGUAUUAAAGAAGCGAGAGUCUCUAAGGGCUUUGGAUGAUCGUUCUCCUGCAGAGGCAACAUUAUUGCAGAAACUGGAUGGCGAAGCCGAGAUGAUCAAAACACAAAUCGAGUCGACAUGGAUCCAACUUGGUGCCAAAGACUAUGAAACACGAGAGAAAUACAGCAAAGACAUGAAAUUAUCACAGCUUUAUCCACGCUCCAUCAACAACCUCCACAAACGAUCAGCAGAAGAAUACAAUGAUGAAAACAGCAUGCAAGCACAUUAUCACAAAAUCGCCAUGUAUGAUCAACUCUAUGCCCACGCUUCUCGAAUCAAUCAAUCCCUUGAGUUACCCAAUCACGACUAUAUCCCAUACCAGCUGGUUGUUGUUUAUCAAUGUCUCAACCACGUGGACAUAUCCUUUGCCGAGUACCGUGAUAAGAUCCAAAAGCGAUUCGAAGAUGUUAGGAGCUCUAUUACAUCACAGCAGGAGAAAGGGGCACAAAACCCAUUGUUGGAUGGAGAAUUGAAAUCAUGGCUAAAGGAUUUGAUGACUGAGAUUGUCACCCAAGUGGUUCAUGCUCCCGAUACAAGCAAAAUGGAACGAUACAAGCUAUUGAAUGACACGGUGGCAUCGAUCCAUCAAAUCUCCAACGCGAGCAGUAGUAGUAGUAAUGAUUGA
This is a messenger RNA of Lichtheimia ornata, 822 nucleotides long. RefSeq lists its product as uncharacterized. Bases 1 to 822 code for a protein of 273 amino acids. The record is from RefSeq and is a predicted model, not a curated record. NCBI's taxonomy places the organism in Eukaryota, Fungi, Mucoromycota, Mucoromycetes, Mucorales, Lichtheimiaceae. The transcript is spliced from 7 exons.